Messenger RNA from Thalassophryne amazonica, 2099 nucleotides. RefSeq names its product sphingomyelin phosphodiesterase acid like 3A (gene smpdl3a). The record is from RefSeq and is a predicted model, not a curated record. Bases 105 to 1424 code for a protein of 439 amino acids. NCBI's taxonomy places the organism in Eukaryota, Metazoa, Chordata, Actinopteri, Batrachoidiformes, Batrachoididae. Gene Ontology annotation, biological process: sphingomyelin catabolic process. The transcript is spliced from 8 exons. Gene Ontology annotation, molecular function: sphingomyelin phosphodiesterase activity.
CCGCCCACAGGGAGUGACGUGGCCAGCUGACCAGUGGAGUAGUUCCUGUUUGUUUAGCCGCCGGUGUUGAUCGGUUAAAGCUAAAAUUAUUAUUUUGGUUAAAAAUGUUCUUCUUGUGGUGUUUUGUGCUUCUCUGUGGCGCCGCUCUGGUGGCAGCAGCUCCUGCCGGAAGCGCUCACCUGGCGGCUACAGGCAGGUUCUGGCACAUCACAGAUCUCCACCUGGACCCCACCUACCACCUGACCUCAGAUCCCACCAAGGUGUGCUACUCGUCUAAAGGGGCCCCUGCCACCCACGCUGGCGUGUACGGCGACUAUUUGUGCGAUUCACCGUAUGGCCUCAUAGAGUCGGCUUUCAGACACAUGGCACCGCUGACCCAACCAGCAGACUUCAUCAUAUGGACUGGCGACAGUCCUCCUCACGUCCCCGUCAGUGAGCUUUCCACAGACACGGUGAUCCAAGUGAUCCACAACAUGACCCUGACCAUCAGAAAGAACUUUCCGAACCUGACUGUGUAUCCAGCUCUGGGCAACCACGACUACUGGCCUCAGGACCAGAUGCCGACUUCAACGAACGCCAUCUACCAGGCUGCUGCGAAGCUUUGGGAACCCUGGCUGCAUGCUGACGCUCUGCGCACACUGGCACAAGGUGGGUUCUACUCCCAGCUCAUCAUGCCGGGUCUGCGGCUCAUCAGUCUCAACACCAUCCUCUACUACGGUCCCAAUAAAGUCACCGUGAACAUGACAGACCCCGCCGGACAGUUUGAUUGGCUGCAGGAAACACUGCAGAGAGCCGAGAAGAGCCUGGAGAAGGUGUUCAUCAUCGCUCACGUACCGGUGGGAUAUCUGCCUUUUGCCAGAUACAUCCCGGCGAUAAAAAGCAGCCACAACGAGAGGCUCGUUGCCAUUUUCAGGACGUACAGUCACAUCAUUGCGGGACACUUUUAUGGCCACACCCAUCGAGACAGCAUCAUGGUGCUCCAGGACACAAAUGGUAAACCGGUCAAUUUGCUGUUUGUUUCACCGGCUGUUACACCAAUCAAAAAUGUUGAGGAUCCCUUCUCCAAUAACCCCGCCUUCCGCAUGUAUCUGUACGAUGCCAACAACUACACCCUGCUGGAUCUCUGGCAGUACUAUCUGAAUCUGACAGAAGCCAACGAGAAACAAAGAGCCGACUGGAGGCUUGAAUACAUCAUGACAAAGGCCUUUGGGCUGAAGGACCUCCAGCCACAAAGUCUGUUCCAGCUGGGCGUGAGCUUCCUGCAGCCACAGUGCGACGCCUUCGACCGGUACUUCAGGCACUUCAUGGUCAGCUACAACAGCAGCAUCAGGUGUGAGGGUCCAUGUAAGGUCAGCCAGGUGUGCGCCGUGCUCUUCCUGGACCAGCCGUCCUACUCCACAUGUGUGGAACGUGGCACAGCUUAGAGUUCUUCAGCCUUCUUUGUCUGCUCUCACGCUGUUUUAUUGUUUUAAAUGCUGGAAUAAUGAAGAGAACAACACAGCACACUGAAAUAUUUAAUUUGUUACAUUAUUUUCCUCCAUCAUGAAGUUUUUAUUUUGUCUGUUGGUGUACAGCAGACGUCACCGACCCUGCUCCUGGACUUCACCUGUUCUUCAUCUUUUGCUGCUCCACCCACUUGUGCUCAGCCAGUCCAGACUGAGGAAUCACCACAUCUGACCAAUCAGCUGUGGCUGUAGCAGCUAAGUGUGGGAACGUGGGGUCAGGUGACUUCUGGUUUAUAGAUGAGUCAAGUCUGGGAGGACCAAACCACAAAACCUCCCUCUGUUCUGGACGGCAACCACCCAGCCAGACAUCCGGUCCAUUCCCACCUCUUCAAAAUAACCAUCCACCUGCUGCAGCCAGGUGAAUUGUGGGCGUGUUCUCGACCUUCUUCAGCUGCUGGGGUCCUCAAACUGAGGCACCUGUGUGCUGGAUCAUGUCCAGAGAAAUGCACCACGCGGACAAAAUGUUGUAGCUGAUGUUCCCGCUCAGUGAUCCUGAGAGGGAACAUCAAGGAUCCUCCAGAGAGACCUGGUACCAAAGAAAUCCAAGCCAGUCUGAAAAACCACACAAGCCACACCAGGACUUCUGGUCUCCUG